ACGCGCUCUCGCUGGAAGCGGUCCAGAGGAAGGGAAAAUGGCGGACCUCGAAGACGUUACCCUGGACGGGAAGCCGCUCCAGUCCCUUCGCGUGGCCGACCUGAAAGCCGCCCUGGAGGAGAGAGGCCUGUCGAAAAGUGGCCACAAGAACGCCCUCGUCAAACGGCUUAAGGGGGCUCUCAUGCUGGAGAAUCUGCAGAAGACCUCCACUGCUCAGGUUGGACUGCAACCAAACUCUCAGAUUGGUGAGGAAAUGAGCCAAAAUAGCUUCAUCAAGCAGUAUCUAGCUAAACAGCAGGAGCUUUUGAGGCAGCGGCUCGAGAGAGAGGCUCGUGAAGCCUCUGAAACUAACGAGCAAGAGGACCACAUAGAAGUAAAUAACAGCACCCUAAGCCCUGCUCAAGCCCAGGAUGCAACCCAAGCCUCUGACCUUCAGAAGUCACCACGCCCUUCUGACGGAGACAGCCCUUUUGCCGCAGUAAAUGAGGGAGGAGCUAACAGCAACCAGGAAGCUCACAUGUCUCCUUCUCCUGCAUCUGGCUCAGUCCCCGGCGGUGACCACCAGCCAGACAAGAGGGCUGCGGCCAGCGACUUCUUGGCCGACAGUGACGAUGACGACAGUGAGGAUGGCGACGACGACGGUGACGACGAAGACUGGGACAGCAACAUCCGAAGGAGAACGCCGAGACAGCCGGCCAGAGGGCCCUCAACUCGGGAGAGGUGUGGAGCAUCUUGUCAGCCUCAGCAGCAGCACAUCCCCUCCCUUUUGUCUCCUCAACUCCGUCAGCCAACCCCUCCCCCGUCCCCACCUCCAGAGUUGUCAUUCCCCUUACCCGACACCCCCAAACAGAGCCCGCCGAGUCCGGAUGUAGCCCCAGCGAGGCGCUCGCCCAGCAGCUCCAGCUCUGGCUCCUCAAGCAGCGAUAGCCGCAGUAGCAGUCCAGAACCACACCGAGGUGGACACGUGGAGCGCAAACCUGGUCCGUUAACCCUUCUGGCACGUAAAAUGGAAUCGGAGGGCGCUUUCUCUGGAGCCAGUUGGCACGGUGGAAAUGGGGAAGGUGGCAGGAAGGACAGCAUUUCACCAUUGGCCACAUCAUUUUCUGGCACAGAGCACACUGGAGGUCUCACAUCUGCCAACACUCACACGGACUCUAUGCCUGGUUCUACGGAACCAGGCAUCCUCAACCAGAGCAUUGGCGGAGCCCAUUCAGCCCAAAGUCCUGUGAGUGGGCUCAAGGCUUCCGCAGUGAAAGAGCGGGAUUCUGAACUAGAGGCUCUUGAGUUGGAAAGAGCGAGGUUAAGAACACAAGAGGAAGAGCAAGCAAAAGAGGAAGAGCGAAAGAGAGCUCUUGAAAAAGAGGAAGAAGAAAAAGCUUUGCUGUUGGAGAAAAAACUUGCAUUGGAAAAGGAGAGGCAGGAGAGAGAAGAAGCUUUGGCCAAAGAGCAGGAAGAGGCCAGAGAGAGAGCUCUAGAGCUGGAGAGGCAAAGGGCCUUGGAGCGAGAACGUCUCCAGCAGAAGGAGAAGGAAAAGAAAGAGAGAGAAAUGGAGAAGGCAAGAGUCAAGGCCUUGGAACGGGAACGAGUGGAACGAGAAAAGGCUCUUGAGAAAGAAAGGUUAGAAAGAGAAAAAGCUUUGGAAGCGGAAAGGAAAGAAAAGGAGCGGCUUGAGAAAGAGAAACUAUUGGAGCAGGAACGGUUGGAAAGGGAGAGACUAGAGAAAGAGCGAAUAGAAAAGGAAAAAGCCUUGGAGAGAGAGAGACUCGAGAGGGAGGAAGCGUUAGAGAGAGAGAGACUCGAGAGGGAGAAAGCCCUCGAGCUUGAGCGGUUAGAGCAAGAGCGUCUAGAAAAAGAGAAAGCCUUAGAGCAAGAGCGACUAGAAAAAGAGAAAGCCUUAGAGCGAGAGCGACUAGAAAAAGAGAAAGCCUUAGAGCAAGAGCGACUAGAAAAAGAGAAAGCCUUAGAGCAAGAGCGACUAGAAAAAGAGAGGGAGAAAGCUUUAGAGCAAGAGCGACUAGAAAAAGAGAGGGCGAAAGCAUUAGAGCAAGAGCGACUAGAAAAAGAGAGGGCGAAAGCAUUAGAACAAGAGCGACUAGAAAAAGAGAGGGCGAAAGCAUUAGAACAAGAGCGACUAGAAAAAGAGAGGGCGAAAGCAUUAGAACAAGAGCGACUAGAAAAAGAGAGGGAGAAAGCCUUAGAGCAAGAGCGACUGGAGAGGGAGAAAGCCUUAGAGCAAGAGCGACUAGAAAAAGAGAGACAGAAAGCAUUAGAGCAAGAGCGACUAGAAAAAGAGAGGGAGAAAGCAUUAGAGCAAGAGCGAUUAGAAAAAGAGAGGGUGAAAGCAUUAGAGCAAGAGCGACUAGAGAGGGAGAAAGCUUUAGAGCAAGAGCGAUUAGAAAAAGAGCGACUAGAAAAAGAGAGGGAGAAAGCCUUAGAGCAAGAGCGACUUGAGAGGGAGAAAGCCUUAGAGCAAGAGCGACUAGAAAAAGAGAGGGAGAAAGCAUUAGAGCAAGAGCGACUAGAAAAAGAGAGGGCGAAAGCCUUAGAGCAAGAGCGACUAGAAAAAGAGAGGGAGAAAGCUUUAGAGCAAGAGCGACUAGAGAGGGAGAAAGCCUUAGAGCAAGAGCGACUAGAAAAAGAGAGGGAGAAAGCAUUAGAGCAAGAGCGACUAGAAAAAGAGAGGGAGAAAGCCUUAGAGCAAGAGCGACUAGAGAGGGAGAAAGCCUUAGAGCUAGAGCGACUAGAAAAAGAGAAAGCCUUAGAACUUGAGCGACUAGAAAAAGAAAAAGCCUUAGAGAAAGAGCGAUUAGAGAGGGAGAAAGCUUUAGAGCAAAAGCGACUAGAAAAAGAGAGGGCGAAAGCCUUAGAGCAAGAGCGACUAGAGAAAGAGAGGGAGAAAGCUUUAGAGCAAGAGCGACUAGAGAGGGAGAAAGCUUUACAGCAAAAGCGACUAGAAAAAGAGAGGGAGAAAGCUUUAGAAAAAGAGCGACUGGAAAAAGAGAAAGCCUUAGAGCUUGAACGACUAGAACGGGGGAGAGCCUUAGAGCAAGAGCGACUAGAGAGGGAGAGGACAUUAGAGCAGGAGAGACUAGAGAGGGAGAGAGUCUUAAAGCAAGAGCAACUAGAAAAAGAGAAAGCCUUAGAGCUUGAACGACUAGAACGGGAGAGAGCCUUAGAGCAAAAGCGACUAGAGAGGGAGAGGACAGAGCAGGAGAGACUAGAGAGGGAGAGAGUCUUAAAGCAAGAGCAACUAGAAAAAGAGGAAGCCUUAGCGCGCGAGAAAGCCUUAGAACAAGAACGACUAGAAAAAGAGAAAGCCUUAGAGUGUCAGCGACUGGAGAGGGAGAAAUCUUUAGAGCAGGAGCGACUAGAACAAGAAAGAAAAGAGCGAGUGAGAAUUCAGACGUUAGCGAGCGACAAAGCAGAAGAGCAGAGGAGGUUAGCGUUUGAGGCCGGGGGAAAUAAAAACUCAGGGCUAGAUUCUAGUCUUGAUAACGUGAGGACAGAGGAGGCCAUAACAGUGGGAAGGGUUUGUGAAGAGGAUAGUUUGAAGAAGAAAAUAACCAAAGAGUUAGACACUGAAGUCCCUCCAUCUAAAUGUGGCAGAGAGCUUGGUCUUACCCCUCCCACUGCUCCCCUUUCCACAGGACCAGGUCAAAAAACAGAGGCAGGGGACCAGGAAGAUGCCAAUGCUCCAAUGUCACCAACGUCACUGUCAUCUUCCAAGUCAUCGUUCAGGAAGUUCCGGUUCUCAAGGGACUCUCCAAUGCGACCCCCGUCUUCUACCCCUUCCGUGGUUCUCAAGCGUCCCCGUACCUUCUCUGAUACCCCCCCUGUCUCCUCCAGUCCUGGACAACAGAAGGAAGGACAUCAAACGUCUGCUGUACCGAAUGUUGGUGCCAAACCACUGCGUCCAGUAGGCAGCCAGUCUGAGGAAGUCCCUGAUGUAAACAAGAACAGUUCCAAAGAAAGUUUCUCAAGUCAGGUAUCAAAGGACAUUGCUAAGGACGCUUCCGUGAUGCAGGAGGAAUCAGCCACAGAGAAAGCAAAAGAUGCUGGUAAAAGGGACAAAGGUCCUUCAAAGCCAGCCGAUGCUACACAGUGGCAGGAAAGAGAUGGAAAGAGGGAGAACAAGAAAAACAGAAAACGUUCAUCCUCUGACUCCUCCUCUUCUGACUCGGAUUCUGGGUCGUCGUCAUCUCGGUCUUCUUCCUCAUCCUCCUCAUCUCCUGAGAAAUCAUCCAUUUCAAGAAGUAGAAGGGGGAAAAAACCUGAAGGAAGUGUGACUGCUGUGCCUCAAGAUGAUAGUAUAAAAGAAAUCUCAAAGCCCUCCCCUUACAAGACUAGCACAGCUGAUAAUGGAGCUAGUCAGGCCAAGAAACCAUUCCUUGAAUCGACACCCAGAGAAGAGAGGAAGAGGAACGCCAGCGAAGGAUUGGAGGAAAAAGACGAACAAAGGAAGGGGAUUGACUCUGCAAUGGCAGAUUCAGAAAAGGUUCCAGAGACCAGCGAGGAGACACCCAAAGCCUUCACAGCUCGGAAGAUCUCUAUUGGCAACAGCAAGACUUCUCCAGGUAGAGGCAGCACAGACACCGAUCCAGAGUCUGGGACUGGUCGCAAGAGAAGGUGGGGUUCCAGCACCGUGGUCACGGUGAAGAAACCUUCCAUUAGCAUCACCACGGACUCAUUGAAGUCUUUGAUCCCAGACAUCAAGCCAUGUACAGGCCUGGAUGCUGUGGUAGACCUGUAUCCUGAGGAGGUUGUCCUGUCUGGCGCCGAAGAAGAAGAUCCAGAGCGCUCGGAGCAGGACCUUCAGAUCAGACGCACUGUCACACAAGACAUUUCUUUGUCAAAACCGAAGGUGGUGCCAUCCGACAGCCAAGAAAAUGGACAAAGGGAGGCAAAGAGGAGCAGAUGUGAAGAGGUGGAGGUUAAUGACGUACAGGGAGACGCAACUCAUGAAGACAAAACCUCGGUUCCUGAAAUCAUGGGGAAUCAAUCACCACCCCAACCCAGCCAAGAUGUAGAACUCAGCGCUGUGACCACGGGCGAAACCCUGAUCCGGCGCUCUAUCAGCCAGCAGAAAACGGGUGUUUCCAUCACCAUUGACGACCCUGUACGCACAAACCGACAGCCUUCUCCUCCACGCGGCAAAGUUUCCAACAUCGUUCAUGUCAACAACCUGGUGAGGCCGUUCACGCUGGGCCAGCUGAAGGAACUGCUGGGCAGAACUGGCACGUUGUUGGAGCAGGGCUUCUGGAUCGACAAGAUCAAGUCCCACUGUUACGUCACUUACUCCAGCUCAGAGGAGGCGGUCGCCACGCGGGAAGCUCUUCACGGCGUCAAGUGGCCUCAGAGCAACCCGAAAGUUCUCAACGUCGACUUCUGCCAGCAGGAUGAGCUGGACUUCCACAAAGCCCUGGGCACGGCGGACAAGCCCGCCGCCGAGGAGCAGUGGCUCGGUUCCACCCGUUGCCUAGCGACCGGCCUGCCGUCCCUCCUCCCUGGCCGAGACCAGUGGGCGGAGCGGGAGCGGGAAAUGGAGCGGCGGGAGAAGGCCCGAGCGCAGCGGGAGUGGGACCGCGACAAGGUCCGGGAGUUUGGGAAGGGAGACGACAAGGAGGCGGGGCCCCGGAGGUCGCGCUCGAGAGAGAAGCGACGCAAGGAGCGCGCCAAGAGCAAGGAGAAGAAGACUGAGAAGAAAGAGAAAGCAGCUGAGGAACCUCCGGCGAAGCUUCUGGAUGACCUGUUUAGGAAAACUAAAGCGGCUCCUUGCAUUUACUGGCUGCCACUGACCGACCAGCAGUCCGUGGCGAGGGAAGCUGCCAGGGCCGAGCGCAUGAAGGAGCGGGAGAAACGGAUGAAGCAGCAGCAGGAGGAGAAGGAGAAGAAAAGGGAGGAAGAGCGCAAGGAGAGAAUUAAAGGCGGCGGCGGCGUGGCGGCGGGAGAACGGAGCGAGGGCGAGAAGGACAAAGAGAGAGAGCGGGACAGAGGUAAAGAGAGGGAGCGGGAGAACGACAAACGCAGGGAUGGCUGCCGCAGGCCGGGGGCGAGCGGGGAGAGCGCCGGCAGACGCUCUCGGAGUCGCAGCGACCCGCGGGAUAGGCGGCGCUAGCCCACGGAACUGUCUGCCUUCUUCCAUUUGCCUUUCACCCUUUUCUUUCCAGUCCCACCCCGCCAAGGACCAACACGUCUGGCCCGCACAGUGACGUGCGGUGAGGCCGUCUUCCCAUUCACGCUUGCGUCUCCUCGGUGUAGAAAACAUCUUCUUCUCUCCCAAAUGUGCAAAGUCAGCUAUUUUUACUGAAGAAAAUGUAAAAAAAAAACACACAAAAAAACGACAGGAAUCAUGCUGAAAAUGAGUUUAUAAGACAUGUCAUGGACAAAUUAGAAUAUUUAUUAUUUUCUAUCUUUUUAACCCCUGAUCGCACGUCACUGACCCCGCCUUCUCUCGCCGCGUUAACGAGGGACCACGCGUUUUGACGAAUACUCGUGUCGAUAAGUUUGAUUUCCAGUAUUUGCUCCUUGCUUCCGCAUUUAACAGGCCUGCGCUUUUGACCCGGGAGAAGAAGUGAAGAACCAAGGUCGCUAGCGCCAUUUGUACAGACAUCUUUAACCCUGAAUGAGGCAGCUUGGGAGUCUUCUGAUGCCCUCGCAGUGCAGUGUUUCCCUCCACCUUUUUGGAGGAGGUAAAAAAAAAAAAAAAAAAAUUCUAAAUGGGCGAGGCGAUGCUUUUUCUGUCACACCAGACACAAUUUUAUCUUUGAUGAUCGCUGCCUUUCACAGAGAGGAAAGUUGUUUUCUCAUUAAUGUUGUUUUUGUCCUCAUUUUACCUUUUUAGUACAAAUUCUUUUUUUUUUCUUCUUUUUUUAUUCUUCUUUGUUUACGCCUAUCAGUGGUGAAUGUACAAAUAAUAAAAAAAAAAAGAGAUGAAAAGUUUGAAAAUAA
Entelurus aequoreus (snake pipefish) is the source of this 6948-nucleotide messenger RNA. RefSeq names its product apoptotic chromatin condensation inducer 1a (gene acin1a). Gene Ontology annotation, molecular function: RNA binding. The transcript is spliced from 18 exons. Lineage: Eukaryota; Metazoa; Chordata; Actinopteri; Syngnathiformes; Syngnathidae. The record is from RefSeq and is a predicted model, not a curated record. Bases 38 to 6115 code for a protein of 2025 amino acids.